Fusarium keratoplasticum is the source of this 3954-nucleotide messenger RNA. RefSeq names its product Calcium-transporting ATPase. Gene Ontology annotation, molecular function: ATP hydrolysis activity; P-type calcium transporter activity; ATP binding. The coding region runs from base 1 to 3954 and encodes 1317 amino acids. NCBI's taxonomy places the organism in Eukaryota, Fungi, Ascomycota, Sordariomycetes, Hypocreales, Nectriaceae. Gene Ontology annotation, biological process: calcium ion transmembrane transport; intracellular calcium ion homeostasis. The transcript has 3 exons. Gene Ontology annotation, cellular component: membrane; intracellular membrane-bounded organelle. The record is from RefSeq and is a predicted model, not a curated record.
AUGGCAGAUGAGUCGAAUCCGCCCAUGAGGCGUCGCGCCCCUACAAUCACCAUCGACACUACAGCUGUCAACCCUAAUAACCAGGAGCGCCCCAACUCGCCCAUCUCUCCAGACGACGCUGUUAGUCCCACGACGACUGAUACUCGACAACUCGAAUUGAAUACUUCAAUGUCUUUCGACAAGGAUAGCCGACCAACAAGCCCUCACAAUGUCUCGAGUCCCGUCACAUCAAAAUCUGGCGAUGGUGCCGGCUUCUUGGCUGUGCCGCUGAACCAUCGAUCGCGACAGAAUUCAGUCGACUCAGAGGACAUGUCCAGAUCUGUCUCGUCGCAAGGAGACACCACCGUUGUGGCGUCCAACUCGACACAGGUGGAUACGCUCAAGGGAUCCGAAUAUGAUCAUAAGAAGAUUAUCAACGAUGAGACGGCCUUGAAGCCUGACGUCGGAACAGAGGCCGAUUUCGAGGUGGAAAACAACCCAUUUGCCUUUACACCUGGCCAGCUUAACAAAAUGUUUAACCCCAAAAGUCUAUCGGCCUUUUAUAAGUUGGGUGGCAUGGAUGGCCUGGAGAAGGGUUUACGGACUGACCGCAAGGCUGGAUUGAGCGUGGACGAAAAGGGUCUUGAUGGCCAAGUAUCGUUCGAGGACGCGACAUCAAAAAAGCACAUUACACACCACGCCUCUUCAUCAGGAGAAGGCUUUUCAGACCGGUUACGCGUCUUCAAGGAUAACCGACUUCCUGAGAAGAAGGGAAAGAGCUUGCUAGAGCUCAUGUGGAUCACCUAUAACGACAAGGUCCUGAUCCUGCUUUCCAUCGCCGCGGUUAUCAGUCUGGCAGUUGGCCUGUAUCAGACUUUUGGUGGUGCUCAUAAGCCGGGUGAGCCCAAGGUCGAAUGGAUCGAAGGUGUUGCGAUUAUCGUCGCCAUCGCCAUCGUUGUUAUCGUUGGAUCACUCAACGACUACCAAAAGGAGCGACAGUUUACAAAGUUGAACAAGAAGAAGCAGGACCGCGUCGUCAAGGUGGUUCGCUCAGGAAAGACUAUUGAGCUAUCGGUUUUUGAUUUGUUGGUCGGCGACGUUGUUCACCUUGAGCCCGGUGACUUGGUACCGGUUGACGGAAUUCUCAUUGAAGGUUUCAAUGUCAAGUGCGACGAGUCUCAGACCACCGGCGAGUCUGAUGUUAUCCGAAAGCGAGGCGCCGACGAAGUGUUUGCCGCCAUCGAGAACCACGAAGACCUCAAGAAGAUGGACCCUUUUAUCCAGUCUGGAGCUCGCAUCAUGGAGGGUGUCGGUACCUUUAUGACCACCUCUGUUGGUGUCUACUCAUCCUACGGCAAGACGCUCAUGGCUCUUAACGAGGAUCCUGAGAUGACCCCUCUUCAGGCGAAGCUGAAUGUUAUCGCCACCUACAUCGCCAAGCUUGGUGGUGCUGCCGGUCUGCUUCUGUUCAUCGUCUUGUUCAUCCAAUUCCUGGUCCGCCUGCCUAAGCAGCCUCCUUCGGUCACCCCAGCUGAAAAGGGACAACAAUUCCUUAACAUUUUUAUUGUUGUCGUAACCAUUAUUGUGGUCGCUGUUCCCGAAGGUCUGCCUCUGGCUGUCACUCUGGCUCUGGCUUUUGCGACAACUCGAAUGCUGCGAGAUGCCAACCUGGUACGACACUUGAAGGCUUGCGAAGUCAUGGGCAAUGCCACGACCAUCUGCUCCGACAAGACGGGAACUCUCACUCAGAAUAAGAUGCAGGUUGUUUCUGGAACUAUCGGAACUAGCCAUCGGUUUGGGGGAUCUCGCCAAGGAGAUUCAAGCGGUACCUCUACUCCGGUCGACCUCAGUGGCGAUAUAUCCGCCUCCGAGUUUGCCUCUAUGCUCAGCGCUCCUGUCCGGGAACUUCUCCUCAAGUCCAUCUCUCUCAACUCGACUGCCUUUGAGGGCGACGUUGAUGGCGAACAAACCUUUAUCGGUUCCAAGACUGAAACUGCCAUGCUCAUCUUUGCCAGGGCUCACCUUGGCAUGGGCCCUGUCAGCGAAGAGCGAGAGAAUGCCAAGGUCCUUCAGCUGAUUCCUUUCGACUCUGGUCGCAAGUGCAUGGGUAUUGUCGUUCAGCUGCCCAAUGGCAGCGCCCGUCUCUACAUCAAGGGUGCCUCCGAAAUCAUCCUGGCCAAGUGUAGCCAGAUCCUCCGCGACCCUGCCGCCGAUGACUCGCUCGCCCCCAUGUCUCAAGAUAACAUCGACACCAUCAACCAUCUCAUCGAGAGCUACGCCAAGAGGUCACUCCGAACCAUUGGAAUCUGCUACAAGGACUUCCCUGCAUGGCCUCCUAAGAAUGCUGGCCAGGUUGAAGGUAGCACCGAGGUUCCUUUCGAGAAUCUCUUUUACAACAUGGCCUUUAUCAGUGUCGUCGGUAUUCAGGAUCCUCUCCGUGAAGGCGUUCCUGAAGCCGUCAAGCUCUGCCAGAAGGCUGGUGUCGUCGUCCGCAUGGUUACUGGAGACAACAAGAUCACUGCCGAGUCGAUUGCUCGUGAGUGUGGUAUCCUCCAGCCCAACAGUCUCGUCAUGGAGGGCCCUGAGUUCCGAAACCUGUCCAAGUUUGAGCAGGAGCAAAUCAUUCCCCGACUUCACGUGCUGGCUCGAUCUUCCCCUGAGGACAAGCGAAUCUUGGUCAAGAGACUCAAGGACAAGAAUGAAACUGUUGCUGUGACUGGUGACGGCACCAACGACGCUCCCGCUCUCAAGAUGGCCGACAUCGGUUUCUCCAUGGGUAUCGCCGGUACCGAGGUUGCCAAGGAGGCGUCGUCCAUUAUUCUGAUGGAUGACAACUUCAACAGUAUCGUCAAGGCCUUGAAGUGGGGUCGUGCAGUCAACGACGCCGUCAAGAGAUUCCUCCAGUUCCAGCUGACUGUCAACGUGACGGCCGUCAUUCUGACAUUUGUCACUGCCGUCUCUAGCGAGGAAGAGUCUUCUGUCCUGACCGCCGUGCAGCUGCUCUGGGUUAACCUGAUCAUGGAUACUCUUGCUGCCCUCGCCCUUGCCACUGAUCCUCCUCACGAGAGCGUCCUGGACCGAAAGCCAGAGCCAAAGGGAUCGGGCAUCAUCUCGGUCACCAUGUGGAAGAUGAUUCUCGGACAAUCCAUCUACCAGCUUGCCAUCACGUUCCUUCUCUACUAUGGAGGCCCCAAGGGUGUCUUGCCAACAAAGAACAUUCCCAGCAAAGAUGAAAUCGCGACGCUUGUGUUUAACACGUUUGUGUGGAUGCAAAUCUUUAACCAGUGGAACAACCGUCGCCUGGAUAACAGGUUCAACAUCUUUGAAGGACUCACCAAGAAUUGGUUCUUUAUCGGCAUCAGUGCCAUUAUGUGUGGUGGUCAAGUUCUCAUCAUCUUUGUCGGCGGCCACGCAUUCCAGAUUGCAGAGGAGGGACAGUCCAGCACCCUUUGGGGCAUUGCUAUUGUCCUUGGCUUUAUCUCGAUUCCUUUCGGUAUCGUGAUCCGCCUGGUUCCCGACAGCUUCCUGCUUGCUCUGAUUCCCGAGUUUCUUAAGAAGCGGGCCAACAAUGUGCCUGGUCUCACCAUCUCGGACGAGGAGAUGAACAUGUAUCCCGAGCCGCUGGCGGAUGUUCGAGAUGAGCUCAACUUUCUCCGAAGAAUGAAGGGAGGACGUCUCAACAACCUCAAGUUUGCUAUCGCACACCCCAAGGAGGCGGUUGAGAUGGUUCGGUCUAGAAGCCCAUCUCAUUCGCGAUCCAACUCUCUCAACGCACCGCAGACACCAACUCAAGACAACCCAUUCGAGGGAUCGCCGAUUGCGACGCCCAGCUCUGGCAAGAGGCCACGAUCUACACGAUCACGAUCCAACAGUGCGCUUGGAGCACCUACGGUGAUGGCAGGUAUUGUUGCAGCGGGAGUAGCAGCGGGCUGGCAGCCAAUGGCUCGAUCAGAUGAGGAAAGCGACCAAAAGUAG